AUGGUAGCAGUAUCAAAAGCUUCGCGGUCAAAGCCCGCGAAGCGUGUGAAGUCUGGAACGGAGACGACCAAACAACAUCGAUUCGAGCCGUUUUCGCAGCGUGUAACGAGGUUAAAGAUCGAUCCUAUCCACCGAGUACGGCGACCCAGCUUUGGAGAAGAAGGAGAUGAAACGUCAUCUCAUUUUCGAUCGGCGUUCGACCACUGGGCCGAGUUGAAUUUGUCGGAAAACUUUGUCGCAUUUUCCCGUCGAGUGAACCCGCUAUGCGAGAGUCUGGCGCAGAUUCUUUACUACGAAGAGAAGAUAUUCAACUUACUGGUGGAAUACAUUGAUAAGCGGGAUAGUCUCUCAAUAGAGCCUCUCUUGAGUCUGCUCUCUCAGUUUGCUCGAGACUUGGGUGUGCGGUUUGAGAAGUAUUUUGCUACUUCGGUAACUUUGGUCGCAUCCGUCGCGGCCACCCAUCCCGAUGUUGAGGUGGUUGAAUGGAGCUUCACUUGCCUGGCAUGGACUUUCAAAUUUCUCUCCCGGCUUUUGGUUCCGGACCUGCGGCAACUGCUCGGUAUUAUGACUCCAUACCUUGGAAAAGAACGACAAAAACCUUUUGUUGCUCGAUUUGCUGCGGAGUCUAUGUCAUUCCUGAUUCGGAAGGCGGGAUUGGUCUACUAUAAAAACCCCGAGCCUCUUCAGCUGGCGAUAUCAUUCUUGUUCGACGACUUGCGGCAGGCCGGAUUCGACUCGAAAAAUGUAGAACUGUACCAAUCGGGCCUUAUGGCGAUGUUCUCCGACUCGAUAAAGGGAAUAAACAACGGGCUACAUUCGAACGGAACGGAUAUUUUCCAAUGUCUUCUAAAGUCGAUAUGCACAGAUGAUAGCCUCCGGAGCAGCCUUGCACUUCAAGUCGUCAACGGGGUGUUGAUCAAUGUCAUUCAUAGUACGACUGCUGAAACAUUUGAACCCAUUAUUGACUUGAUAAUCUCCUAUAUCCAGUCGAACUGUCGAAAUGAUAGCAGCCAUUUCCCUAUUGCAUGCUGUCGGUUGGCCUUUCUCUGUGUUGUUACUCGCAAAGGAACCCGAGUGAAGAACUGGAAACCUGUACUCGAGAGCUUACUAUCUUUGCUCCAGGCUGCUGAGAAUGCACCUGGUUCGUAUACUGAUUCUAUACCACAACUGCUUGCUGCAGUUUCAUACGCCCUUCAGGUAUCGCCAAUGGACGAAAUGCUACCAUUAAUGCGCCCGAUCAUGGAGGCUGUAACGGCCGAGCGAUUGUCGACCUAUUUUCUGUCAUUCUGCGCUAAUUUCUCCGAAUGGGGUGCCGAAAGGUUCCACGGUGUUGUUCUGCCUUACUUUCAAAGAUUUGUAAAUAAUUCAUGGGAAGACCAUGAGUACGAUCUCUGCUUAUCCUUACUUCGCCUAAGUCGAACUGGAUGUAUCACGUCCGAAGUCUCAAAGCCUGGUUAUAUUGUUUGCCCGACCUCCUGGAAGUCCCGAAUCCGUGAUACAUUGCGCAAAUCUGAUUCAACUUCUUCAGGCGUGGCGCUCCUAAAUGCGUACACAAAGCUUCCUGAUGCCCUUUCGUUAUCAGCGGACCCUUCCCUUUUACCCGAUAUGGCGAACGUUUUGCAUGACAACUUGGUUUCAGUGUUGAGAAACCCGGAAGCUUCCCCCACGCCCAGGACUCACUUUUUCCUAGGACAAGGAUUCAAAACUUAUGUGAAUCUGGGUUCAACUUUAGGGAAACUUGAUACGAGCCUUUGGGAGCCGGUGAUCGCUGUUGCUGCGAAACACUCCCGGCUAUAUGCCUUUCUCGAGGCAGCAUUGGCAUACAUAUCUGCAUGCUCUGAAAAGGUCGACGUCAGCACAUCUGGCAUCGAAGAAUUUGCGAGUGCUUUAAUAGACAACCUGGCGGCACCCUCUCAACAGCUACGCCUAGCAUCUCUGAGGAUAUUACGUGGUUUGGUCACGGCCUCAGGCGAGGAUGCUUCGCUUAUCUCUACAGCCAUAGAGAUUGACGAGAGCGAGCUAACCCUUCAAAGCGCGCGUGUAUUGUCGAUGCAGGUUCGGAAACUUCCAUUAGCGUAUCCACAAGUUGUCUCGCGCAAGUGGAUGGUUAGAUUGCUCCCAACGUUUUGUUUUGGGCUGUUCUCAAAAAGGUUGGCGCCCUUGUGGGAUGAUUCUGCGUCUGCUUUGAAAUCCAUGAGCGAGCACGCCGAAGGAGAGAGAAUUAUCACGGAUCUGGCGACACAAUGGCUUCAAGAGAGGGGGUCAACCGCUCCGAGUGAAACGGAGGAUGACGAUGACGAAGACACCCAAGUGUCUGGAUAUUACCAAUGCUUUAACGCAGCUAAAGUUGAGAGGUUAUGUGCAUCCCAUUUUCAGACUUUCGAGCCAGUUUCGACUUUGAUACAAGAUUUUGAAAAAGACCACACAUUUUUAGAUGUGGUCCCGGCUGCUCCACGUACCCAGGCUCUUCGUGUAUUCAAUGCUAUUCCCAAUAUAGCAGAAAAACGCUCCCGCCAGAUCGUGCCACUGUUCCUUUCGUGGGCCCUGCAGGAUGAAGAUUCCACUGCGGAGGCUCAGGACCCGGAUCAAAAUUCAUACAUACCCUGGGGGUUUCACGACCGUUUGGCAUUUCUUAAACUUCUCGGACAAUUUAUCAACCCAUCUGUGCUCUACCGAGCUCCAGAAGUUCGCGAUGCGCUUAUGGGAUUACUUUGCCAUGGAAAUUCUGAAAUCCAAAAGUGUGCACUCAAGGCCGUAUUCACUUGGAAAACUGCGGGCGUUGUACCUUAUCGCGAAAAUCUUCUGAAUGUCUUGGACGAAUCGCGCUUUAACGAUGAACUAGCAGUGUUUGUUCGUGUUGGUAAAGAGGACAGCCUGAUUGAGGAGAAACACCGAGACGAUGUCGUUCCAAUCAUCCUUCGACUUCUCUACGGCCGGAUGAUUUCCAAGGCUAGUGCGAAUGCCGGCCAGGCAGGGCAGACUGGACGACGUAAAGCCAUUUUACGAACUUUAGCCCAGCUCCCCGAUCGUGAUUUUGACAUAUUCAUGCGAAUUGCCUUCGGUCCACUUGGCGACGUCCACCUGAUCAAGAACGAGAAGGUUGACGGUGAACCCUUCUUACACGAACUAGUCGGCCCAAGGAGACAGAUGGGCCUGCUAAAGUUGAUCGAAACCGUCUAUGAAACCCUCCAGACUCGCAUGUCUCCUUACGCGGAACAGUCUAUGGAUGUUGUGCUGCACUGCCUUGUUCGAGCUUGCCGCACCUUGGCAAAAGAGCAACAAGCCGCCACUGUAGACUCCCAAGAGAGUAAAUUUGUUAACGUUUUGCGGAACAUUCGGCAAACAGGUAUUCGCUGCCUUGACCUUAUAUUUUCCGUCUCGCAAGAUCGAGACUGGUCUUCGCGCGUUCGCAUUAUCUUCGACGAAGUCAUAAACCCCCGGGUGGAUAACUUCGCAGUGGAGACAGCUCAAGGUAUUUCAGGCCUGCUAAGGCUAUUCCACACCUGGGCGUCGGCUUCCAGGUCUUCAUUCUACCUUGCCCGGUUUAACAAUUCUCUUCUCACCAAAAUUGUGGACUGUCUCAGCGUCGAGUCAGCGCGUGACGAAGUUAAGAUAUUCGUCAUGGACGAAAUUCUGACUCCACUGGUUGACCUUUCCGCCGGCAAAGAGCUCGAAGAGGAUGAGCAGAUGGGUGAUUUCUCGGCCGAUGAGAUUCGCUCGGAAGUCCUAUCUCCUCAUACUGAGCAUACCCUUUCCCACCUCGGUCGUCUUUUGAAGCGCGGCCCGUCCAAACCGGUGCUAGUUUCUGGCGUCCAUACUCUCUCACGCCUAGCUCCUUGUGUCGAGUCGUCGAAGGAGACGUCGAGUUUGAUCAACAUAUUGACGUACCUUCUCCGCCAGCCCUCUGAUAGAGUCUCGCCAAAGACAAAGUCGGACCUUCUCCGCAGCUUGGAGCACUUCUUGCCCCUCUAUAAUACACAUGAAGAUGAGGAUCUGUCUCGAGAGGUAUUUGAAGCUGUUUGUUCCAUGUUUGACUACUUCAGGGACGACAAGAACCGGGAAGUGUUGUCACGGGUUUUCACUGCUUUCGCGAACCAUGUGCCCGAGCUGUCCCAAGUAGCUUCACUCUGCGAAGAUUUGAACUCCAUAUCUGUCAAGAGACUCGGAGUGGACUAUGAGCGACGGCUACAUGCUUUCAGAACUCUGAAUGAAGGCCUCUGGGACUCCCUGAAUGCUAAGCAAUGGCGCCCCUUGCUGUAUAAUAUGCUCUUCCACGUUAAGGAUGAGGAGGAGAUGGCGGUACGAUCUAGCGCUUCGUUCGGUCUGAAACGUUUCAUAGAGCGAGUUUCUCAGGCCGGCACAGCUGAGCAGUCAUUCGAGCCACUUGUCAACGAGAUAUUGCUCCCUGCGUUGCAAGCUGGAAUGCGACAAAAGUCCGAGCUCAUUCGGACCGAGCUCUUGCAAGUGCUUGGCCAUUUGGUCAAGCUAAACCCGACGCACCCUGCUGUGCACGAUCUGCAUGUGCUUCUUGUUGGUGACGAUGAGGAGGCCUCGUUUUUCAACAACGUCCUCCACAUCCAGCAGCAUCGCCGUCUCCGUGCUCUUCGACGGCUGGCUAACGAAGCUGCCAAUGGUAAAAUCCAAGCGUCGAACAUUAGCACGAUUUUUAUUCCGCUGAACGAACAUUUCGUGUUUGAUGAAGCUGCUGAUGAGAACGCUCACAAUCUCAUUGCGGAAGCCGUGUUGACCAUUGGCGUGCUGGCCGAAUGGCUGGAUUGGAAUCAGUUCAGAGCCAUCUUCAGAAGAUAUCGUAGCUAUAUGCAAAGCAAAUCCGCGAUCGAGAAGAGCGUGCUGAGGCUUUUGGGGAGGAUGUCUGAUGCCCUUACGAAUGCGAUGAGCCAAUUCAAGCCCACCAAACCCGAGAUGAAGAGCGACGAUACCGAUGCUGAUAUGGAUGUGUCACCGCCGUUGAAGUCCACACUUGCUCGAUCAAUACCCUCUGCAUCUAAAGUCGCAAAUGAGCUUACCACAGGCUUCAUCCCUGUGCUGACGAAUUUCAUUCAUCACAAGGAUGAGGCUCAAAUGAGCUUGCGUCUUCCAGCAGCGGUCACUACCAUCAAGCUCAUGAAGAUUUUACCUGAGCAGGAUAUGGCCAUUCGUCUGCCUCCGGUCCUCCUUGAUGUUUGCAGUAUCCUCAAAAGUAAAGCGCAGGAUUCCCGAGACACAGCCAGGAAAACACUUAAUGACAUUGCUCUCCUUCUGGGCCCUGGCUACAUGGGCUAUAUACUCAAGGAGCUACGGCACACUCUUAAACGUGGCUACCAGCUCCACGUCCUCUCAUUCACCGUUCAUUCUAUUCUUGUAGCCACAACCGACGAUUUCAAGCAAGGUGAUUUGGACUACUGCCUGGCAGAUCUCAGUUCCGUGGUCAUGGAUGACACUUUCGGUACUGUUGGCCAAGAAAAAGAAGCCGAGGACUAUGUCAGUAAGAUGAAGGAAGUCAAGAGCAACAAGAGCUACGACUCAAUGGAGCUUCUCGCCAAGAACUCGACCAUCCGGAAUCUCGCCAGUCUCCUUCAGCCGUUGCAGUCGCUCUUGCGAGAGAAGCUCAAUUCUAAUAUUGUGAGGAAGGCUGAUGAACUUUUGCGAAGAAUUGGUAUCGGUCUGCUCAGGAACCCAGAGGUCGAGAGCCGCGACCUUCUGGUAUUCUGUUACGAAGUCAUGAAGGAAGCCUACAAGGAGCCGACCCAAUCUGACACCCAAAUCGCCAAGUCUGCGCAGGAAGAGAACUUUUUGAUCAACAUGAAGGGCCAAAGACGGAAUGAAAAACGAGGGAGCACCUCUUCGUAUGUUUACAAGCUGGUCCGCUUCUCCUUCGACGUUCUUCGCUCUGUCCUCAGCAAAUACAACUCUCUCCUUACCCCCGCCAACAUGGCUGGCUACAUUCCUAUGGUUGGAGAUGCCCUUGUUCAGGGCCACGAGGAAGUCAAGAUUGCGGCAAUCCGAUUCCUUUCAGCCAUCGUCAAACUCCCCCUAGCGGAAAUUGAUACCAACGCCCCAGUUUACCUCACUGAAGCUGUCAAGCUGAUCAAGGAGGCACCGAGCACAAACUCUGAAGGUGCACAAGCGUCGCUCAAGUUAAUUUCUGCCCUGCUUCGGGAGCGGAAGGACGUGAAACUCAGAGAUGGACAUCUCGCCUACUUGCUUCAGCGGCUCACAGCUGAUAUUGAGGAGCCAGAUCGUCAGGGUGUCACGUUCAACUUCAUCCGUGCCGUUAUGACUCGAAAAUUUGUGGUGACUGAGAUGUACGAGCUUGUUGACAACAUUUCUAUGAUGAUGGUUACGAAUCAAACUCGAUCUGCGCGUGACUUGGCUCGUGGUGUGUACGUUCACUUCCUCAUUGAAUAUCCUCAGGCCAAAAAUCGCUGGACGAAACAACUUAGUUUCCUGGCCAAAAACCUUGAGUACAAGCAUCAAGAUGGCCGCCAGUCUGUCAUGGAGGCAAUCCAUAUGCUGCUCUCAAAGACGGGGCAAGAGUUAGCUCAGGACAUUGUGGGCACGUUCUUCCUCCCCAUCGUCAUUGCCAUGGCAAACGACGACGCUGCGGAGUGUAGAGAAAUGGCCGGUGCACUUCUAGGCGAGUUCUACAGAAGAGCAGACCGCGAGACAAUGAAAACCAUUAUCGAGCCUCUCAGGUCCUGGGUUGAACAGACCGAGAACCCGCUACUUGCCAGCACUGGAUUGCAGGCCGUUAGGAUUUACUUCGAAGUGGACGAGACCGACAAGGACAAGGAAGCAGGUUUUGUCGCCCAAACUCUUCCAACAAUCAUGCGACCUAUUAUCAAGGAUGCAGAAACGGACAACUGGCAGACACUGUAUUUCUCAUUGCAGCUCUAUUCCAAGCUUGCCAAAGCAGUCCCCUCAGUUGCACUUUCUAAGGAUUGUGCCAAGACCUGGUCCCUAAUCUGCGAAUGUCUGUUCUACCCUCAUGCCUGGGUGAAAACCUGCGCUGCCAAUCUUGUUGGAAUAUGGCUAGCAGACUUGGCCAAGUCGAAUGCCGCGACUGGAUAUGGCUCCCUGCCCUUGGUCGGUGCCACAGGUUUGGCCAUGAACAAGGAUACAAUGCUUCUAUUGCUUCGUGCCUGCCUCCGCUCUCUUCGCACUCCAGGUAUCAGUGAGGAAUUGGCCAUGCAAACGGUCCGCAACACUGUAUUCCUCGGCCGAUGCUGCGCGCAAAAUGGUCUCAACCUGAAUGAUAGUGAAGGGAACGAUGAUGAGGAGUCAGAUGCAAGUGAUAGUGACGAAGAUGAAGUUGCCGAUGGAGAGAAACAGGUCGGCCCCAAGACAAAAUCUACCGUGCGAUAUAUCUUUGAGCAGGCGUCUUCUAUUCUACGGAGAGAGGUAAUUAGCACCAAGGCGCCAUCCCUGAUUCCGAAGAACGCUUCUAUCGGCCUAAUCGCUGCUCUUUGCCGUCACCUGGAACCAGAACAAAUUCUUGAGUCACUACCUAUUAUACUCCUUCCUUUGCAACACUUGACCGACUCAUCGAUUCCGGCACCGCGUUCGUCCGAAGAGGCAUUCCGAGAAUCAUACAAAACGCUGGUUUCCAACUGUCAUGAGAUUCUCGACCUUUUGCAGAAGAAGCUCGGCACUACCGAGUACAUUAAUCAAAUGUCUCUUGUUCAAGAGGCUAUCAGGAAGAGACGUGAGGGUAGACGAGUCAAGAGGCGGAUUGAAGCAGUUACAGAGCCUGAGAAGUACGGACAAGAUAAGAAGAGGAAGAACGACCGCAAACGCGAGAAGAGAAAGGAGAAGGGAGCGGAACACCGAAGUAGAAGGCGAGGGUGGUAA
Aspergillus versicolor CBS 583.65 is the source of this 7851-nucleotide messenger RNA. RefSeq names its product putative HEAT repeat protein (DRIM). Bases 1 to 7851 code for a protein of 2616 amino acids. The record is from RefSeq and is a predicted model, not a curated record. The transcript is spliced from 2 exons. NCBI's taxonomy places the organism in Eukaryota, Fungi, Ascomycota, Eurotiomycetes, Eurotiales, Aspergillaceae. Gene Ontology annotation, cellular component: small-subunit processome; 90S preribosome; nucleolus.